ACACACGACAGUUAAUUAUUGAUAUUUGCUUUUUUGUGAGACUUUUAUCCGAAUAUUUCUGAAAUUUGUGUGAAAGUUAGAAGAAAAGGUUUUUGUGAAUAUCCAAAAUGGAAAGAAGAAGUACAAGAUUAAAUAACACAGCAAAUCAGAAUACUGAAACAUUUCCUGAAAAUCAGGCUGAACAAUAUAUCAGGUUGAAGAAAGACAAAGACGGUUUUGUUGUAAGAUAUAUAGAUGAUACAAUUGGAAAAGGGGUGUUUGCUGAAAGAUCUUUUAGCAAAGGUGAAUUUCUUUUGGAAUAUGAUGGGGAUCUUGUUUCGAACAAAGAGGGAACUAGGAGAUUGGAGGAACACAGCAAUACCUUUGGCUGCUAUGUGUUUUUUUUCAAGUAUGGAGGCAAAAGUUUAAGCAUAGAUGCUACUUUUUCUAAACAAAUGGGAAGGUUUGUUAAUGAUGGAGUUGGAGCAGAUGAGAAUGCUUUAAUGAAAAGAAUUGUUGUGGAUGGGAGCCCACAUUUAGUUUUAUUUGCCAGAAGGGAUAUAUAUAUAGGAGAUGAAAUCAGAUAUGACUAUGGUGAUGUUAGUCGAAACCUCCCAUGGAGAAAGAGACCACUAACAGAUGAAAAAAAAAAUACGACAUUGAAAGAAUGUUGUGUUUCAAUAAGAAGACUGGAGAUUAAAGAUGAUAGUCAUAAAGUGGCAUGUAUGUUAUAUGAAUUUGUAUAGAAGUUCUGAGCUAAAGAAUGUACUUGGGUGAAAUUUAAAAAGUCUAGAAUUUAGAAUUGAUAAUAUAAAGCAGAAGAGCAUUAAACAAGGAACAAGACAAUAGCAAUCAAAACCAAGGAGUAAACAAAGACUCACAAAACCAAAGGACAUUUAAUAAUAAUUAAGAAAA
Messenger RNA from Mytilus trossulus (common blue mussel), 894 nucleotides. Its product is annotated as N-lysine methyltransferase KMT5A-A-like. The transcript has 6 exons. Gene Ontology annotation, cellular component: nucleus; polytene chromosome. The record is from RefSeq and is a predicted model, not a curated record. Gene Ontology annotation, molecular function: histone H4K20 methyltransferase activity; protein binding; transcription regulator activity. Bases 108 to 725 code for a protein of 205 amino acids. Gene Ontology annotation, biological process: regulation of DNA damage response, signal transduction by p53 class mediator; regulation of transcription by RNA polymerase II. NCBI's taxonomy places the organism in Eukaryota, Metazoa, Mollusca, Bivalvia, Mytilida, Mytilidae.